AUGGGCAGGCAUCGAUGGAGACCUUUCAAGGUCCGUCUGGACUACUUUGAGGAGCAUCCUUCCUAUAGGCCUCAAGGCCUCCGAUCGGACGCCCGACUCCGCACCAACAUCCCCGGAACCCGGCACCGUGUUACUUACACUGCCCGCCAAAUCCAGCAAGGAACCUUCGAUGAUUUUGGCGAAGCUAGCUCGCCGUCUCCUCAGCGUCCAAUGGCCCUUCCAAUUCAGGCCGAUUCCGACGAAGCCGCGAGUGACGCCGCCAACCCGAGUGGGAUGGAUUGGGAUGAAGAGCGUUACAGCGAGUACGGUGGUGGCUUCGAACACGACUUCGAUCCAGCCCCAUACUCUCCGGAUCGAGCAUCCCAUUUCCCAACCUCGCUUGACUAUAGUGCAAUCGCCGAGCGAUUAUCACUGGCUGACCUGCGCCAAGUCGAAAGUUUCGAAUCAGCCACACGUGGUCAGUCGAAGCAAGGAACGUACAAGCAAUUCGUGUUCAACGACGCUCGCCUUAGGCGCUUGGAACGGCCAGCGCUUCUGCGCCAGUACAUCGCGUUUUGCGCUGGGGUCAAAGGUCAUCUACGGCCCUUGAUUGACGUGGACGAGGAGCUGUGCCAGGGUUCGGUCGCUAGCGAAGUGCCGCCGCCUUGUUCAUGCAAGAGUCCCCUCACGUUACGGCUUGACGUGUACGACCUCAUAAGCUGUAUGUGAAUCAGGCGAAUUGGGUCGCUGUGUCGAACGUUGCGCUGACAAGGUCGAAUGGUUGAAUCAAUGCAGUGGUCGAGGUGCCGAUCGCUUUUUGUCCGAGAUCCAGCAGCGAUAGCCCAUGCCUUACGUACGCCGAGCGCCUUGCUCAGAUUGGAUUAAUCGGAUCGACCGCAGCUGCUCCUCGCUCUGCAUUCACCUUUCGACUUCUGGUGGAGCACCGCGCCGUUUCCUGUCGAUGGAGCAGCUCGCGGGCUCGACAUUUUCUAUGAGCAAACUGGAUGGGGUCGGCCGGGCCUGAGUCAGCAUAAAUUCGUGAGUUCGACCUCCUGUCAUGAUUGCUAUUGAGCAUUAUCUGAUGUUUAUCAUCGUUUGCGCAGGACAAGGAGUUGCGAAAGCAACUCCAGCGCGCCCUUGACGAAUUUCGGGCUCUCACGACAUCCGAGCGAGAAUUGGGCGACCUCGUCCUCGGUGUCGCGGAUUCUCUCUCGGACAAGUGUCCAGCAUGCUACGGAUCGACGCGUCUAAACCAAGCCCACCAUAGAGUCGAAGUGCAGCAUCUUGUCGCUCUGGAUGGCAACUUCCAACAUUCUCGCGACACCUCAGCCAAAUACGAUCCUCAGGAGUCGACGCCAGCCCUCUUCCUCGGCGAAGAUGAGCUCGAAUCGAUGAAGGAGAUCUGUGAUGGUGGCGACAGCAAGAAGUCAGAAAAGGUCCGCUGAUCCGAGCCGCCCCCUGCGAUCCUUUCAACGCGCUGACGCCUUUCCUCUUGCGUCUUGAAGGCUUGUGCUGAUUCGUGGAAAGCGGCCAACGGCGGUGCGACACAAAUCUCGCGGGGCAAGUCCGAUACGGGCCUAGUUGCCUGUGUCUGCCGUCACGAUAUCGCGUUGAAGAUGGUCAACUUGUAUCAAUCAGGUGAAAAGUUCGUCAGCUCAGCUCCUCUCUCACCCGCUUACAAGGCCUGACGCUCGUUUUUGAUGAGGCAGGCGCUACUACGGCUUAUCGCUGCUGCAACAUAUUUCGAACCAACUCCCGUCCGACGAUACACUCGGAGUGCUGUAUGAUGUUGCGUGUAAUUUGGACGGCUACAUGCAAUCGGUCAGCAAGAGUGGCGGAUCCGUCGUUUCUUAGAUUUCUGGCCCUGGGGCGCCGCUGACCUUCACUGUACUUCGAUCGCCCGCAGAGAGGUAUCCUUCCCGAUUUGUUUCCGAGAUUGAAGUUUGCCACGAGCGUGUUUCAUGCUUUUGCUCAUCAAUGGCCCUGCCAGCUCGAGUACAACCCGCGCCUGAUUCAGCACUUUGGGUUGACGGAUGGGGAGGGAUGCGAACGCGUUUGGAGUCAGCUCCGAUCGCUCAUCCCGAUCAAUCGUCCUGCGAGCGCUUCUCACCGGCGCGUCAACAUCUCGCGUCGCAUCGACCUGAUGAACAAGAACGGUGUUGACAGCCUCGGUAUGCUCUGCCAUCCACACUUUCACGCCGUGUUCGUUACUCAAUCGUGCGCUCCGCAGACGACUGUCGAAUGCUCAAGAUCAGCUUGGAAGGGCACAAACUGAUCUGAGCGACGUUUCGGCAAUAUGGUCCGAGUCUGACCUUCUCGCGCAAUGGGAUUUACAGCGAGCUGCUCAAGCGGCCACAACGGCGAGUCGACGUCGGGAGAACGAGGACAAGGAGCGAUUAGAGCUUUUCAACAUUGUACAGAAGCUACACCACGUGGAAGAAAGGCUGUACGUUCGGCGCGUCAAGCCCCAUUGGAGGACAAGGGCGUAAAAUUGACACUGUGUCUUGGCAUUGUGUGUUCAGAUUCGAUCCAAUGGCUUCCGAUGAAGCGAAGGCUCGCUUGCAGCAACAGCUAAGAGCUUACCAACAAGAAUACAAUCGUACGAAGGAACUUGCAGCUUCAGGUGCGGCGCGCGUCCUAUCUUUAUGAGUACCGCCACCUGAUAAUUGAUGUCCCAUGACAUACCUAGAUUUCCAGCAUUUGUGCAACUGCGUAGUCAAACUUCGCGCAUUACACAAAGCGACGGUCCAAUUGCAAUGCUGUCAAGAACGAAUUGACUCAAUGGGUCGGGGACGAAGCGGCGCGACAAUCGGUCAAGUCGAAGCCAGCAAGCUUGUCAGCGUCUCACAGACGCACAGCAAGAAAGUAAAAGUGGCAAUCGAUAUGUACAAUAAAGCGGUCGGGGAUUACCGAAAUGCUGCGACCGAGCAAUCGGCCAAGAUUCUGGACAACUUGCCGCUUGCUACCACGAUAAAGUCGCUUGUGACUCUGUCGCCAACGGACGCUUUCUGGCAAGACGGUUUUUUCGUACACGACACUGCGCCUUGGGCGAUCGAUACCGAUGUUCAGAAAGGGAUCAAGGCGGUUCUACGCAAGCAGUUGUCGAACCUCAGCUCCGAUUCGAAGAAUCUCUUCUUCCGCCCUGGCCCUGAGCUACUCAAAGCCAGGGCGGAAGAAGAGAUUCUUCGAAUCGGAGCUGAGGUUCGACAACUGCUUGCGUAG
Molecule: messenger RNA, 3201 nt
Organism: Microbotryum saponariae
Lineage: Eukaryota; Fungi; Basidiomycota; Microbotryomycetes; Microbotryales; Microbotryaceae
Source: the annotation of a GenBank genome assembly